This is a messenger RNA of Tuber aestivum (summer truffle), 2336 nucleotides long. The record is from the annotation of a GenBank genome assembly. NCBI's taxonomy places the organism in Eukaryota, Fungi, Ascomycota, Pezizomycetes, Pezizales, Tuberaceae.
CAUUUUAUGUUUGGGAUUUUUAUUUCUAUUUGAGCUUGGAUAGAGUUCGCCCCCGUACGAUUGCGAUUGCAGCCCUGGGGAUUGAGGUCUUUUUUUUAUUGUGAGCCGUAUGAUGCCAUCCAAUACGGCUCCCGUACCCCCCAGCGCUCACGGGACGGGAUAUCUUGUGCUGAGGUCUCUGGACAGGGCUAGUGUGGAUAUAUAGCGAGCUGGAACCCAUCAGUUUCCCACUCCCCACGGGCCACUCCUCUCUCGAUUUUUCCCGAUUUUGCCUGUCCUUCUGUCGCUAUCUUUUAAUAAUGAAAAUCUUUGUUGCACUAGUCGCCCUAGGUCUUGGAGCCUAUACACUCGCAGAGCAAGUUCUCAAAUGAACUUAUCCCACCUCUAGAUGCUAACUUUCCCACUACAGGACUUGCACUCCAACCGUCACCGAAGUUCUAGCAGCGUUUACUGUGAGCACUUAAGUCCUAUCAAAAAAAAGAUCCCAAUAUUAAUCAAUAUCAGUGGGAAGAAGUCGGCAGGUCCCCAGGAGGCGAUCCCCCCCUCUGGGCCUUCAGAAACUUCUCUAGCAUCCACGGCCCUGGCGUCUUAUACGAGGGGACCACAAAUGGAACAAGUGGUGUUACCAAGCUACCGAUCCUAAUUCCGAACGCCCACAAAUGGGGCGUACUCAACUGCGCCGCUUUCCCGAAUACUCCGGGCUCUCUCGGUUCAGGCGCAAGUGAACACGGACUCUUUCCUGGGGAUGACUAUUAACAAAUCCUAAAUUUAGUGCGGCAGCCCAAUCGGUAACUCUACCGUCGGUCCUAGUAGCAAAGGUCUCUACACCUACGGCGGCAGCAACCCCGUAAUCUCCAACAAUCAGACCACCUAUGUGCAGGUCCGACCCCGCCUCGGGUCCGUCCCAUACACCCCAGGGAAAAUGGUCUUCAACCUUAAGACCUUCCGAAUCUGGGGCGUCGAUCAGCAAACUACCUGCGACCCGCGCUUUGGCUGCCUCGUCAAGGUGAAGGGUUAUAGGAGGGAUGGAAGCGAAACUGGUGUGUUGGAUCACAGGCUUACAUGGCCAGAGUAUUCUCCCAAUAGGACGGAUUAUAGGACCUGGGUACACUCUUUGGAUCAGAUCGGGUAUACCGACUUGGUCGCUUUUGAGGUUUGGCUUGUGUACGUUAGGAUUAGCACCGAGGUUGGGCUCCCGUAUGUUAUUGAUGAUAUUGAGAUUGAUGAGUGAGUUCUUCCUCUUUUCUGCUAUUAUCCCCCAAGCUGGGUAAUGGUUUGUAUCGGGGUCUGGGAUUGACCGCUCGAUUUCUAGACUUCAGGAAUCGGGGUGCGGUAAUUCCGGUAGUAGUUCCGGUGGUUCUGGAAGUGGUUCUGGACGUCAGCCGAUACCUACCCGUAUUACUCCCGCAGGGCCAUCAAGGGCCCCCUAUUAGUGGCCUAGGUGUGCAUGCUCUCCUAAGCCCCCCCUUUUACGAACCGAUCACCUAUCACCCCGAGAGCCAGUACCGGAGUCCACAAGGUAUCUUGGAAUUUUUGGGAAAGAGCUAUUCCCCAGAACAAUAUGUCAAACCUAAUAAGUUGUUUCUCAGUAUUAUACCAGGUAGUAGCCGAGGAGUAAGGUCUCUGAACAUGUAUAAACACCGUUUUGUGAAAAUAGGUGGCUUAUGGAAGGUUAUUCGUGGGCGUGAUUAGGCUAUUCUAGAUGGCAAAUAGCUUACAUUCAGAGCGCUUCUAGAAUCAUAUACACCACAAGAACGGAGGCAUGCGUCUAGAGGCAUCAGAGACAUAGUCUACACUCUAUUUGUAAUUCAACGGCACUCCUAAGGCCGUCUGAAUUCUACUAUCAACUGGGUAUCUAGAUACUAGGCUGCCGGAAAAUAUUCUGGGUUUGAGUGAACGAUGUCGUAAUAAAAUCUCUAUAUCACUUAAUUUCAAGCUCCUCCACUAAGUAACCCGAGUGACCCGCCCUAGAAUGGUUUGUGUAUGAUAUGAUUUACACUCUCGAGCCAUUUAGGGCAAAAUAGCCAGUAAAACGAUAGGAUUUGUUGACUUGCCCAGCAUUACCAAUGUUACCUGAAUCAGGUUCUUUCCAGCCUUUGGCAUACUGGCAUCCAGCUUUUGUAGCCAUUAGAAUGGCGAAAACAUUGAAAUGGUGACCCCUAUUGGGCUUCAGUGACAAAUUGGAGGCCAUAGGCCUUGUUAUGGGUAAUCUCGGGAUAUCCGAACUCACGGGUGAGGAUUCCGAUGCUGAAGGAUAGGUAGCGACGAAAGUUUAGAGGGUACAUCAUUUACCAACCGUUGACAGUUCAGAGAUUAUCAGGGUGUAAAUCCACCGC